Messenger RNA from Daldinia caldariorum, 1164 nucleotides. RefSeq lists its product as uncharacterized. Bases 194 to 1114 code for a protein of 306 amino acids. The record is from RefSeq and is a predicted model, not a curated record. Gene Ontology annotation, cellular component: mitochondrion. The transcript has 2 exons. Lineage: Eukaryota; Fungi; Ascomycota; Sordariomycetes; Xylariales; Hypoxylaceae.
CCCCCCCCGGAGUCUCCCAGAUCUCUCAUCUUCGUGAUUUCGAGUUGCGAGGGAGUAGUAGUAAAUAAAUAUACGAGCGAAAAAAACAGCGGAGGUCGCUUAUUUAGCCAUAUAUACCUUAUAUAUACCUGUUUUUUUUUGUCGAGUAUUUAGAGUACCUAGAGUAGACGGACUCCUCCCCCAGAAAGCCGCGAUGAAAAACGACGUCGGCAUCGACAAGAAGCUAAUCAGUCCGGCGUCGCCCAUCCCGCUCCCGCGCAAAGACGCCGUUGAAAUGCCGCCGUCCGGGCUCCAGCAGCAGCGAUGGAACACGAAGAACCUAGGCUUAAGACUAGGCGCCGACCUGACGAGUGCGGCGUGCGCCGCGUCGAUAGUCGCGCCGCUCAUAGCCAUCAUUGACAGAUCGAUAAUGGAGAACGCGUCCGGCCGGAACACGCUCGGCAACAGCCUGCGGGCGUCCCUGCGGACGCUCCUCCGGCGCCCGCACGCCGUGCUCGUCUCGAAGCCCGUCGCCCUCGUCUUCAUGCUGUACGGCGGCACGUACCUGACGGCGAACACGCUGGACACGGCCACGGCCACGGUGCGCAACGCCCCCGCCGCCGGCGUCACGAGCGGGACCGCCAAGUUCGCCGCCUCGAGCGCCGCCAACGUCGGCCUGUGCGUCUACAAGGACCAGGUGUUCGUGCGCAUGUUCGGCCCGCCCGCCGCGCACCGCGGGCCCCCGCGCCCCGUCCCCCUGCCGAGCUACCUGCUCUUCACGCUGCGCGACUGCCUCACCAUCUUCGCCUCCUUCAACGUCCCGCCCGUGCUGGGGCCGUACCUCGACGAGCGCGUCCUGGGCGCGUCCCUGCGCUCCCGGGUCGGCGGCACCACCCUCGCGCAGUUCGUCGCCCCCGCCGCCGUCCAGCUCCUGUCCACCCCCGUGCACCUGCUCGGCCUCGACCUGUACAACCGGCCGGCGGGCCAAGCGUCCUGGCGCGAUCGCUGGCUCCAGGUCCGCAAGAACUGGGCCGUCAGCGCCGCCGCCAGGAUUUGUAGGAUAGUCCCCGCGUUCGGGCUCGGCGGCACCGUCAACUCUAAGGUACGGAAAAAUCUUAUGGAGAAGCUUGCUUGAGGAUACACAGACACACGCAUAUAUAUAGAGAGAGAGAGAAAGAGAGAGAG